UAUUGGGGGUCCGAAAGGCUAGAAGCCGGCGCUAUGCAGUACACCGGGAGCCAGUAUAUCGGGGAGUAUGUAGACGGGAGGAUGGAGGGCAAAGCUGAAUACAUUCUCCCUACAGAAACGAGAUAUGUUGGGGAAAUGAAGGAUGGCAUGUUCCACGGCAAAGGAACCCUGUACUUUCCCAAUGGGAGCCGAUAUGAUUCCACCUGGGAAAAAGGAUUGUCUUUAAAGGGAAAUUAUACUUUUGCUGAUGGCCUGAAGUAUGACGACAAACACUGGCAUUACUGUGACAGUUAUGACCGAAGGUUUUACACAGAGAUCUGCUAUGGCUUGAAGCCUUCAGGUAUCUCUCAACUCACCAACAUGGACCCACCCAGAAAAAUCCCUGUCGGCAAUUAUGAUUGUGGAGAUGGCUUCUACAACCCCAUCACAAGGAUUGUCAGGGACUACAGGGGCCGCUUCCUGAGAAACGCAGAUGAUGAUGAGCAUGAGUGGAUCAUCAAGGCCUGUCGGAAGGGCUGGGAUGAGAUCGUUGGUCACAGGCCCAAGCUGUGAACCCUACCAGAAGUUUCCA
Dipodomys ordii (Ord's kangaroo rat) is the source of this 571-nucleotide messenger RNA. It is a transcript of the gene Morn5, whose product is annotated as MORN repeat containing 5. The transcript is spliced from 5 exons. Bases 34 to 552 code for a protein of 172 amino acids. The record is from RefSeq and is a predicted model, not a curated record. Lineage: Eukaryota; Metazoa; Chordata; Mammalia; Rodentia; Heteromyidae.